This is a messenger RNA of Helicoverpa armigera (cotton bollworm), 1567 nucleotides long. RefSeq names its product guanine nucleotide exchange factor MSS4 homolog (gene strat). The coding region runs from base 130 to 516 and encodes 128 amino acids. The record is from RefSeq and is a predicted model, not a curated record. Gene Ontology annotation, cellular component: cytosol; membrane. The transcript has 2 exons. Gene Ontology annotation, molecular function: guanyl-nucleotide exchange factor activity; zinc ion binding. Gene Ontology annotation, biological process: small GTPase-mediated signal transduction; post-Golgi vesicle-mediated transport. Lineage: Eukaryota; Metazoa; Arthropoda; Insecta; Lepidoptera; Noctuidae.
UUUGUCACUGUCAGUCAGAUUUCAUUUCAACUAGCAAGUGAGCCGGUUAAUUUUCGACUAAAAUUACAAUUACAAAUGAACUUUCUUCACAACUAGAGGCUGAAAUAACAAGACAAGAAUCUCUAAAACAUGUCUGAAGUAGAAAGUACCGAAGUUGCGGUCGAAAAUGAGCAGAAAGACUACGUUGAAGAUGGGAAAAAUAAGUUGAACGUAAAGUGCAAAUUUUGCGGUUCAAAGAUACUAGAUAAGAAAUCAGCGAAGUAUAUCACGUUAGAGAAAGACUUACCGCUAAUGCAACAAGACAACAACAGAAAGGAGGGCGAAAUCCAAAACGAACAAAUAAAGGAGUUCUAUCAUGUUGAAAACAUGUACACAUUUGAAAACAUUGGUUUUACGCACACAGUAGCAAAUUGUAAAUAUCUAAGCUGUGCUGACUGUGAUGCUGGGCCUGUUGGCUUUUAUGAUAUGGACACAAAACAUAGUUAUGUUGCGUUAUCUAGGAUUGAACAUGCUUAAAAAUAUACAGUAGAAUCCGGAUAUAACGACCUUCAAGGGACCGACGAUACUAUGUCGUACUAACCGGACGACGCACAAAACGGACGGAUUAUUUCUUAAGUACAUAACUUAACUUGUACAUACAUACAUAACUUACGAAUGCAUAUUAUUAUCUUUAUCUUCUUACAUAAAAAUGAAUUGAUGUUAGUUAGUCUGACAAAAACUCCGGAAUGGCUGGACUGAUUUGGCUUAUUUUGGUUUUAGAAUGUGUGUAGAGGUCCAGGGAAGGUUUAAACGAUACGAACGCGGGGCGGGGGUACGAGUGCGUAGGUAAACAAAACAUUGCGCGUGUGUCGUUUUAACCGGACGUAUUAUAAUAAAUAUUGGUCGCUAUAAGCAGUUGGUCGCUUAAACCGGAGUCGCACUAAACGGUUAUAUUGUCUUAGUACCUAUAUACGAAACCUAACUUGAGUAAAGAUUAUCGUCGCUAAAACCGAUUAGUUGUUAUAAGCGAAGUCGUUAUAUAUGAAUUCUACUGUACAUGCAUAUAUUUUUUUGUAUAAUAAAUGGUUUUGUUAACAGUACAUUUAUAAUAACUAGACUUGUCUCACGUAAUUGUUGUUGUUAUAAUUACUGCCAAAAAUUUCAGGCAUAUCUUGACUCAAGAUAAAAAUGAUUGGGUAAACUUAAAAAUGCUUACUUGAAACAAAACUUCAGAUGAGUCUAGUUAUUUUUAUGUACUGUAAUUUUUAGGCAAAGGUAACUGUUUUCAGCCUAUGCUGAUAUUCUAACUAAACACAUUUGAAACUUUGCCUUUGCCUAAUCAAUAUGAAUGAAAAAUAUUAUCAAAAGUACAUUUCAAUACUUAUUUUUUGUGUUAGAUUGUAAUCCACGUGUCAAUGAAAUUAAAUAGAAAUAGGUGCUUACUUUUAUCUCAAAAAUAUCAUGUAUCUUAAAUAUUCAAUAUUACAAAGAAAUAGUAGGCAAAAUAUUGUUCUAAAUAAAUAAAUAUCCUCAAAGUUUUUAGAUAGAUAAUAAAAUGUAGUUUUCAAAAAAAAAUAGUAAUCAAAUU